Talaromyces rugulosus is the source of this 405-nucleotide messenger RNA. RefSeq lists its product as uncharacterized. The record is from RefSeq and is a predicted model, not a curated record. Bases 1 to 405 code for a protein of 134 amino acids. The transcript is spliced from 4 exons. NCBI's taxonomy places the organism in Eukaryota, Fungi, Ascomycota, Eurotiomycetes, Eurotiales, Trichocomaceae.
AUGUUCGUUAAAACACUUCUCGUCGCUGCUCUUCCGCUGCUCACCCCAGCUAUCGCUUCUCCCUUGCAGAAGCGCGAUAACGUUGAUCUUUUUAUCUGGGGUAGCGCCAAUUUGCAAGACUAUGACACGUACUAUAGCUUCGCUGCAGGGGCCUGUCAAGCAAUCGCCACCCCAUCGACUGGACACGUUGGCUCUGCUACCGUCGACUUGAACGCUUCCUGCAAUGUCUACGCAUCUUCCGACUGCUCUGGCUCCGUAGCCGGAACAUUUAGCGCUCCUGGAAUCUCGGAUACUGGCUCGCUUAAAAACUCGUUUGGAAGCGUCAAGUGCUCUAUUCCAAGCAGCAGUGCUGCUGCUUCCACUACCGCGGGCGCUCAGGCGAGUGACUCCUGUGCAGCCGUAUAA